UUUGAACAACUGACUACGGCGAGUAAAGUGGGUGGAACUUCCGGUAACUGUGCAGAGUCUCACAGUUGAACUACACGAAACUAAGAAAUGACACAAAGUUCAGUGGUUUCCUUUGCUGUUGGUUUAAUCUGAUUUAAAACAUUCAUCGUUUAACGGACAUGUUUAACUGACCGUUCGUUUACUUUGGCCUUAAAAUCAGCAAGCAGCUUUUAACUUGAAAAGUCCUCUUGUCGUGUCGCAUGGUAUCCGUUAGCCCUUGUUGUUGUUUAGUGGAAGCUAACUAGCCGUUAGCUCUUGUGUCGGUUGCUCGGGGGAAGAUGUCUGUGGAUGUGUCUCACGCUCUGCGGUCUGUGCUGGUCUGUGAUCGAUCCUCUUUCCUGGAUGAGAAGAACCGGAUCAGUUCUCAGCUGCAGCAGCUGCACUUCAACUACAAGGUGUCCCUGCUGCUGCCUGAGUGUAGCUCCGCCCCCUCUCACCUGGACUCUGUGUUAAAAAGCUUCAGCAGUUUCUACCUCAUCAGGAACAUGCCCAUAUAUGAACUGCUGGACAAACACUUCCUGGAGACGGCCGUGUACCAGGGAAGUGUGUCCGGUCUCUCACACAGAACCAGGAUUGAUGAAGAGAACUGUGUUGCUCUAAUGCCCAAUGGUCGUCUGUGUCUCUCACUGGACAAACAUUCCUUCCAGGUCUUGGGAGUUGAGGGGAAACCAUCGAAGUUCAACCACAAAACAAAGAACAGAUUCGUCGUAUCCGUGGAUCUGACCGACAGCAGCAUGGCUCCUGGUGGGCGGGGCUACGUCAGACUCCUCACAGGUCUGAGGUCACGACUUCACCUGAGGACCGACUUCCUGCUGUCACAUCAUCCAGGGGGUGGAGCCUCUCUGCAGCACCUCCUGUCUCGUUACGAUUGGUCGGAGCACAGACCUGAGAUCAGCAGUCGGGUCCUGACUGACCUGUCCUGUCCUGCACUGCUGUCCUCAGACCCGCAGCCAGGGGACGCUCACAGUUUCCUGGAGUGGCUCGGAGCCGUGGACGCCGACAUCAGCUGCGAGAACUCGUCCAGCAGCUUCAUGUCCUCGUUGGUCUGUCCCGAGCCGAAGACAAUGCUGGAUAAAGCUCUGAGCGUCUCUGUCUGUGGACUGCUGCGUCCUCAGGACGUCCACCGGCUCGUCCAGCAGCUCAGGCGUCACCUGGAGCAGCCGGGCCCGGCGCCCUGGGCGUCUCUGACGGUUCACGGUUUCGUGGACAGUCCUGUAUCUUGGGGGGACGGCGAGCACGGAGUCCUGAUAGGAGGAGAGAACUUCUACAACCUGCUGAUGUUCCAGGACCACACCUACCACCUCCACCUGGCUACAGGGUCACAUGACCCCUGUCCUCAGUGAUGACGUCAUCUGCCUCGAUCCUUUAGCUUUAUUGGAACUUUAAUCAGGUUUCGUUGUAUAAACUUGUUUCUCGUCAACUUAACAACUUAUUUAAGAUAAAACUGUUUAGAAACAAUAUAAAACAAUCUGAGGUUAAAACAAGUUAAAUUGAAAUAUAUCUUUUUUUUUAGAUUUUUGAAACUGAACUUUGGUUUAAAUAAUAAUUAUGAAUCGCAGCUCUGCUUUGAUAUUUAUGUUCAUGUUUAUGAAGGUAUCUGUCUGAGUCCGAGAACAUUUUUUUACUGAUUGAUUUGAGACGUUCUCUGAUAUUUAUUAUUCACGUUAAUAACUCGCACACAGAAUGAGCUCAUCUGUGAGCUAAAGAUCAAUUAGUACAAUGAAGUUUUUAUUCUUCAUGACUCAUCAGCUGAUAAAUUAUCUAGACACUUAGUUAUUUUGUCAUAAAUAUAAAAAUGUCAAUAAAUCUACUUCCAGUAUUUUCAGUAGUGAUGAGUUUUAUCAUUUGAUCCUUUCAAAAUAAAAUAACAUCACUUCAGACUGAA
This is a messenger RNA of Pleuronectes platessa (European plaice), 1924 nucleotides long. It is a transcript of the gene rpp40, whose product is annotated as ribonuclease P/MRP 40 subunit. Gene Ontology annotation, molecular function: ribonuclease MRP activity; ribonuclease P activity. The coding region runs from base 318 to 1382 and encodes 354 amino acids. NCBI's taxonomy places the organism in Eukaryota, Metazoa, Chordata, Actinopteri, Pleuronectiformes, Pleuronectidae. The transcript has 8 exons. Gene Ontology annotation, biological process: tRNA 5'-leader removal; tRNA 3'-end processing; endonucleolytic cleavage in ITS1 to separate SSU-rRNA from 5.8S rRNA and LSU-rRNA from tricistronic rRNA transcript (SSU-rRNA, 5.8S rRNA, LSU-rRNA). Gene Ontology annotation, cellular component: ribonuclease MRP complex; multimeric ribonuclease P complex. The record is from RefSeq and is a predicted model, not a curated record.